CACUGUGUUCGACACUGUAGGACUAUCCAAUACAGCAGUAAAGCAGAUUGCAGAUGCUCAAACUGAAAUAGAGAAGAUAUUACAGAAUACAUGUGAUCAUAUUGAUGUGUUUCUGCUGGUGAUCAAACUAGGUGUGGUUAUAACUGAGGUAGAGAGAAAUGCUGUGCAGUGGUUCCAGGAAAAUUUAGGAGCAAAGGCAUUACAACACACGAUAGUGCUCUUUACUCAUGGAGAUCAGUUACAGGAGCCAAUUGAAGAUUAUCUGAGUAAAUGUGAAACACUGCGAGUAUUAGUUGAUAAGUGUUCAGGAGGAUUUCAUGUUUUUAAUAACAGAGAUAUAGAUCGAUUUCAGGUUGCUGACCUUCUGAACAAGAUAAAUAGACUGAGGGUGAUGAAUGAAAACACAAGAUACACUGAGCAGGACUAUAAGAAGAUUCAAGAAGCAAUUAUAGAAUCAGGAAGAGAUAUCAGGAUAGUUCUAGUGGGUAAAACUGGAUCAGGAAAGAGUUCAGCAGGUAACACCAUCCUGGGUCAUGAGUAUAAUGGGGCGUAUUUUGCAAAUGCUGUUUCAGCAGUGUCAGUUACUAAAACCUGUGAAAGUCGUCAAGUACAGACUGGUGACCGGAUCAUCUCAGUCAUUGACACUCCAGGCCUGUUUGAUACGGCAAUGCCAGAACAAAAAAUAAAACAGGAAAUACUGAGAUGUGUCCACAUGUCUGUUCCUGGUCCUCAUGUGUUUCUGCUCGUGAUCAGAGUAGGGAGAUUCACAGAUGAAGAUAAAAAUGCUGUGAGAUGGAUUCAGGAAAACUUUGGAGAAGCAGCUGCUCGUUACACCAUCAUUCUGUUUACUCAUGCUGAUGCACUAGAGGAGAAACCAUUAGGUGAAUUUAUUAAUGAAUGUAAUGAUUUUAAGACUCUUGUUGCUGAGUGCAGUGGCAGAUUUCACUCAUUCAACAAUAAAGACAUGAAGAAUCGCUCUCAGGUCAAAAAUUUGCUAGAGAAGAUUGAGAAGAUGGUGGAGAGCAAUGGAGGACGGCAUUACACUGAUGAGAUAUUUAAAAAAGCCCAAAGAAUGAGUGCAUGGAAGGCUUUUAAACCAACACUAGUAGCAGUAGGAGGGGGGGCAGUAGUAGUAGGAUCACUAGUAGCAGCAGUAGCAGCACUAGAAGCAGCAGGAGGAGCAACAGAAGUAGUAACAAAAGUAGUUGAAGCAGCAAGAGAACCAUUCACAGUCGCAGCAACAGCAACAACAGCAGGAACAGCAGCUACAGUAGCAAAGGCAGCAAUCUUAGCAGGACGUAUGUAAAAUUGGGACCAUAGGGCACAGUUUAAUCUUAAUUUCAGUUCUGUAAUUCAGGUACUUGAAAGCACAAGCAGAUUUAAUGAGAAUAGCUGGAUUAAUAUAAGAUAAAUACUUAAGAUAAGAUAAAUGCACAUUCCAGAGACCAGAUAUUUUGAGAGUCUACAUAAUAUUUCAGAUUGUACCUGUUGUAUUUUUAUUGUAAAACCUACACUCUUAAAACAGAUGUGUUAAAAACAUCACAAUCUGUGUUAUAUCUUAACACAUGUGUCUAGUUAAGGACAACACAUUUUCUGUUAAUUUUAAUUCAACCAGUGUGUUAUUCUUCUUAACACAGGUUGAUGUUCUUCAAAUAUUUAAAUAGUGCACCUUUAAGAAUAGCACAUCUAUGACACAAAUUGUGUGAUUUAUGAUACAUUAGUGUAAAAAAAAACAAAAAAAACAGCCGGGACCUUCUGAGAAUGCUCUUGGGAACAUUACAUUUAUAGAGGGGAAAUCCAUAUACCUGACAUGAGUGCAUCCACGUCAUCCACCAAUAAAAAAAGAGGCAUGAAUUUGGUUAACAGCUUGCGGAGUGAUGUAGGCAGCAAUGUGAUUGGAUGAUAGUUAACACAUAUUGUGUUGGACACACUGUGUUGUUUCUCUCUCUCUUUCUUUUUACACAAGAUCAACUUAAAAUUACACAAAAUGUGUUAAAAUGACCAUAACACAAAAAAUGUGUUAU
This is a messenger RNA of Onychostoma macrolepis, 2024 nucleotides long. RefSeq names its product GTPase IMAP family member 9-like. Lineage: Eukaryota; Metazoa; Chordata; Actinopteri; Cypriniformes; Cyprinidae. The transcript has a single exon. Gene Ontology annotation, molecular function: GTP binding. The record is from RefSeq and is a predicted model, not a curated record. The coding region runs from base 392 to 1306 and encodes 304 amino acids.